CAGCGGCUAGCAGAGACGCAGGCCAUGCACCGCAGCAACAGCUCCACGGGCAGGGUGGUCCUGGCCCCUGCGACCCGAGGACCUGAUGCCUGUCAGAUGCUUCCCAAAGCCCAGCUGGCCCAGGACGCCCCACCCAGAACAGCGCUCGGGCUGCUGACCGAGAACGGGCAGUACAGGAGGACCUGCGGCCAGGGGAUCACAGCAAUCAAGGGCUUUCCUGGAUCAGAAAAUGUCCUUCCUCCAGCUGGAAAAAAAGUGCUGCCUGACUGUGGAGACCAGGAACUAGCCAAGCAGGGAUUUGAUAUCCACAUGGAUGACUCGGAGCAAGGAGACAAGGACAGUGGCCCCAGGAAGGAUGGCUCGGCCCUUGAGGACGUGUGUGAUGUUGACACAAGCACACUCAAGUCAGACCUUCACUUCCUGCUGGAUUUCAGCACAGUGUCCCCUAUGCUGGUAGAUUCAUCUCUCCAUUCUCAAUCUGAAGAUGCAGCAGAUUUCGGCACAGAUGUGCUCAACAUGACUGAAUAUGCAGACGAAAUUCAUGAAUACCUUAGAGAAGCUGAAAAAAAACACAGACCCAAAGCACACUACAUGAGGAAACAGCCAGACAUCACAGAAGGCAUGCGCACAAUCCUGGUGGACUGGCUGGUGGAGGUGGGCGAAGAGUACAAGCUUCGAGCAGAGACUCUGUAUCUGGCCGUCAACUUCCUGGACAGGUUUCUGUCCAACAUGUCCGUUCUGAGAGGGAAAUUACAGCUGGUGGGAACAGCAGCUAUACUCCUGGCUUCGAAAUAUGAGGAGAUAUACCCACCCGAAGUAGACGAGUUUGUCUAUAUCACUGAUGAUACGUACUCCAAACGACAGCUGUUAAGAAUGGAACACCUACUCUUGAAAGUCCUGGCUUUUGACCUGACAGUGCCAACCACCAACCAGUUUCUCCUGCAAUACCUGAAGCGUCAAGGAGUGUGCAUCAGAACUGAGAACCUGGCCAAGUAUGUAGCAGAACUGAGUCUACUAGAUGGAGACCCAUUCUUGAAAUACCUUCCUUCACUGAUAGCUGCAGCAGCUUAUUGCCUGGCAAACUACACUGUGAACAGACACUUCUGGCCAGAAACCCUUGCUGCAUUUACAGGCUAUUCAUUAAAUGAAAUUGGGCCUUGCCUGAAUGAGCUACAUAAGGCAUGCCUUGAUAUACCCCAUCGACCUCAGCAAGCAAUUAGAGAGAAAUACAAAGCUUCAAAGUAUUUGCACGUGUCGCUCAUGGAACCACCAGCAGUUCUUCCUCUAUAAUAAAUGUCAGAACAGCAGCCCUUGAAGAACUCAACAUCCAGAUUGGCAGGAUUGCUCUUUACUUUUCAUGGGUUUCUGCUGUUGAGUCAACUCAUAUUGCUACAAUAGAGACACCUUUUUAAAAAUGUAAAUGCAGUUAGGCUAUCUCAGACUGUAGUAUCUUAUAAUAAUAUUUCAACAUUUUUUAAAGAAUAAAAACUUG
Molecule: messenger RNA, 1492 nt
Organism: Ochotona curzoniae (black-lipped pika)
Lineage: Eukaryota; Metazoa; Chordata; Mammalia; Lagomorpha; Ochotonidae
Gene: CCNA1
Product: cyclin A1
Exons: 8
Coding region: 25-1290 (421 amino acids)
Biological process (GO): regulation of cyclin-dependent protein serine/threonine kinase activity; mitotic cell cycle phase transition
Cellular component (GO): nucleus; cyclin A2-CDK2 complex; cytoplasm
Molecular function (GO): cyclin-dependent protein serine/threonine kinase regulator activity
Source: RefSeq, a predicted model, not a curated record